AUGAAGUACAAUAAAGAGAAAGAGGUGGACAAAGACACCAGUAAAUGUUGUAGUCAUCGACUCUGUCUGGACGGUUAGUAUACAACUGAUCAUUUAUAUACAAUAUAUAAGUACAUUACAUUUAAAAAAUAAAUAUAUAUAUAUAUAUAUAUAUAUAUAUAUAUAUAUACUCCCUGUAUAAUUCAGCCUGGGCCUAGAACCGUCCCACUUAGAUUCAGGGCAACUGAUCCGCCACACUUUAUCUCUCUCUCCCCCUCUGUAAAUGUCCCCCUUUUUGUUGCUGCUUUUAACCUAUUAAUGUAACUUACCAUUUUAACUGCUUGGUUUUAAUCAAUCUGCAAAGAGUUGUCAAUAUACACCAAGUAUGGAAAUCUCAGUUAUCACAUCUCAUGCAUAACCACCAUGGGUAUUGUUAAGGGUGAGCAAGCAAAUGGUGAGAAAGCAAAUAUAAUAACUUCUUAUGAGUUAAUGAUUGCUUACUGAUUGUCUGGAGAUGUUUUUAAGGACAAUGUGUCAUUAUUUGUAUAAAUUCCAUAAAACAAUGCAUUUUCAGUUUUUUAUUUGUUUUUGUGAAUAAACUUAUUCUGCAAAGAAAAGUGGUCGUCUUAUUUGUGUUUUCAAAAAUAAUUUUACUAGUAGCUAGCAGACAUUAAAACCAGGUAGCUAGGCGUUUAUGACGGAUUUCAAAUAAAUAUCCCCAUAUAAGGGCAUUUAUUAGAAAGUUUAUGGUACUUUCUGUCGUCAUUUCCGUUAUCUAUCUUUCCGGAUAAAGUUUAUUUAUUUAUUUCACAAACGAAUGCUGCUUGAGAUCUUCGAGAAGCUUUGCAAUAGUAGAAACGAUUCUGUUAUAAACAUUUUACAGAGGCACUAGCACUGCAUAUUUGUUUCUGUGUAACAACGGUGAUUUUAUUUGAUGAGCAAUGUCUAACACUGUUUCUUUUAGUACACAAAUAGGCGCAAUCAUGGAUGUGCUAGCAAAGGCAGCUGUUGCAGAAAUAACCAAAUUUGUAGAUGAGGGUACUGUCGUGCUUCGGCUGGAAAUGUGUCGGAAAGAAAAUGAGAUAGAAGGCCUUCAAAAUAGUUUACAGCUGAUGGAAAGAGAACUGAGGAAAGCUCAAAGGGAAGCAGCAGAACGAGGGACCAAUGAGAGGCAACAUGCUGAGGGAAUUCAGCUUGGAAGUGGGACCUCACAAAAAGGUGAGCGCUCACCCUUAGUUUAGUGCUGUCAAGCAGGGCCCGGUUUCCCAAAAGCAUCUUAAAGCUAAGUUCAUCGUUAGACCCAUAUGAUCCUAUCGUACCAUAUACCUAUGGUUCUAACGAUUAACUUAGCCUUUUAUACCUAGGACAAUGUACCUCAUUAGUGUAAUCAGGAUUUGAGGUGUAGUGAGGUCCGGAAGGUACGCGCCCCCAAUUAAAAUGCUAUUUGGAGAACAGCAAAAAUAAGUAAAAAUGACCCAAGUCAUUAUCACCUCUGCUGCUGUAGGUUUAUUCACCUCAGUCAUCUACAAACACAGCAUAUUAGCUAUACAAUUGUAAUGUUAUACCCUUAAAAGGGGGGAAAUAUGAAAACGGAUUCACACGAACACGUAGCAUUAGGUACUGUUCAGUCAGUUGUAAUGAUGAAUUGCAUAAAGUCAUCAAUUAUUUACUUGGAUAUCUCUUUUCCCAAAUUACAUAGCUUUCGCAUUUGUAGUCCUAGGCAUUACUAAUAUACAGGAGUGAAAGGAUAAUUAAUUUCUUCCGGUGCAGGACCUCCAAAAUGUUUAAUGGGUGUAAUCAUAGAAUUACAUAUAGAAUCCCUAUUAAUUCAAUAGGAUCUCUGUGGGCCUAGUCAUAAAGAUUUGUCAUUUAACUUUUUUAAUGUAUUACAUUUUAUUGUGGCAUAAACACAACCAGUCAUCAUUUGUUUUAAUUAUUGUGAUUGGCUAAUGUUUUACUGGUAAGGCGUACCCCCACAAUAUUUUUACCGGGACACCGUACCGCCUUACUUUCACCCCUGCUAAUAUAUGCCAUUUAGAAGACACUUUUAUCCGGAACGACUAACAGUAAAGUGCCACACAAACAGACAUCAAUGGAGCACACAGAUGAUUGUGUCACAUUCACAUUAAUUAUUAGAAUAUGACUUACUAUUCUGUAUUAAUAUCAGUGAUGUAGUGGUAAGAAAAAGGUGGGUAAUAAACCCCAGUGGGCGAUCGAGAUAAGACUAAAAACCACUGAUAUAAACGUUUUAGAACCGUAUUGUUUGCAUUUCAAUUGCAUUUUAAUGUAGGCCUAUAUGGAAAAAAAUCCACUGUACUAACCUCUCUGCUUGCUUCCUCUCUCUAUGUCCUCUGCUUCCUCCUGUAUACAUUGCAGCCUGCCUCUGCCUCACCACUGAGCGCCUCAUCACUGUCUGUCUCAGUAGCCUACUCUCUAUAAAGCAAAGUUAUUAUGAGAACUUAGUAGCCUAUUUUUUGCUCCUGCUGAGGUAGGCUCCGUUUAACAGUAGCUUCUUACUUCAUCCUUCUAGCUGGCUAAGUAAUACUAGCCAGAGCCCUUCAACAUUACUGCAAUAGAAGUCUCUGCCGGCAGCUAGCCACCUGACUGACUGACAUAUCUAUAAGUGACUAUUUACCAGUUGUGCACUCGUUCUCUGAUAGUCGGUUUUUGUUUGUUUGGGGAAUGUCUGUAGACAUGGCAGGAGUCGCGGGACGGUUUUAAAAUUGCCUUUUGUCCGGUAUCUCGCAAACACACUGUCAGCAGCAUCUCUAGUUACCUACUUGAGCCGACUCUGAGCUGGGCUGGUUCGUUUUACAUCUCAGGCCCUCGGGCCUGUGCUGCGAGAGGGCGGGGUUAGCCAUUUGAGAGAGUGGUUGCUGCUAAAAAGGCAAAACCGGAAGGCAAAUCCGGGAGAUGCAGGCGAACAUAAACAAACCACUGUUCAUGAUUCCACUCGUUUGCAAAGAGGCUGGCACGAUUAGAACCCAAUCAGAUCAAGAAUAUAAGCGCUCUGAGCUUUGAUCAACGCUGGGAGCAAUAUUUAGAUGUUGACCCGUAAUUGAUUUUCUUUGUUGUGUACAAAAUAUAUACACUGCUCAAAAAAAUAAAGGGAACACUUAAACAACACAAUGUAACUCCAAGUCAAUCACACUUCUGUGAAAUCAAACUGUCCACUUAGGAAGCAACACUGAUUGACAAUACAUUUCACAUGCUGUUGUGCAAAUGGAAUAGACAACAGGUGGAAAUUAUAGGCAAUUAGCAAGACACCCGCAAUAAAGGACUGGUUUUGCAGGUGGUGACCACAGACCACUUCUCAGUUCCGAUGCGUCCUGGCUGAUGUUUUGGUCACUUUUGAAUGCUGGCGGUGCUUUCUAGUGGUAGCAUGAGACGGAGUCUACAACCCACACAAGUGGCUCAGGUAGUGCAGCACAUCCAGGAUGGCACAUCAAUGCGAGCUGUGGCAAGAAGGUUUGCUGUGUCUGUCAGCGUAGUGUCCAGAGCAUGGAGGCGCUACCAGGAGACAGGCCAGUACAUCAGGAGACGUGGAGGAGGCCGAAGGAGGGCAACAACCCAGCAGCAGGACUGCUACCUCCGCCUUUGUGCAAGGAGGAGCAGGAGGAGCACUGCCAGAGCCCUGCAAAAUGACCUCCAGCAGGCCACAAAUGUGCAUGUGUCUGCUCAAACGGUCAGAAACAGACUCCAUGAGGGUGGUAUGAGGGCCCGACGUCCACAGGUGGGGGUUGUGCUUACAGCCCAACACCGUGCAGGACGUUUGGCAUUUGCCAGAGAACACCAAGAGUGGCAAAUUCGCCACUGGCGCCCUGUGCUCUUCACAGAUGAAAGCAGGUUCACACUGAGCAUGUGACAGACGUGACAGAGUCUGGAGACGCCGUGGAGAACGUUCUGCUGCCUGCAACAUCCUCCAGCAUGACCGGUUUGGCGGUGGGUCAGUCAUGGUGUUGGGUGGCAUUUCUUUGGGGGGCCGCACAGCCCUCCAUGUGCUCGCCAGAGGUAGCCUGACUGCCAUUAGGUACCGAGAUGAGAUCCUCAGACCCCUUGUGAGACCAUAUGCUGGUGCGGUUGGCCCUGGGUUCCUCCUAAUGCAAGACAAUGCUAGACCUCAUGUGGCUGGAGUGUGUCAGCAGUUCCUGCAAGAGGAAGGCAUUGAUGCUAUGGACUGGCCCGCCCGUUCCCCAGACCUGAAUCCAAUUGAGCACAUCUGGGACAUCAUGUCUCGCUCCAUCCACCAAUGCCACGUUGCACCACAGACUGUCCAGGAGUUGGCGGAUGCUUUAGUCCAGGUCUGGGAGGAGAUCCCUCAGGAGACCAUCCGCCACCUCAUCAGGAGCAUGCCCAGGCGUUGUAGGGAGGUCAUACAGGCACGUGGAGGCCACACACACUACUGAGCCUCAUUUUGACUUGUUUUAAGGACAUUACAUCAAAGUUGGAUCAGCCUGUAGUGUGGUUUUCCACUUUAAUUUUGAGGGUGACUCCAAAUCCAGACCUCCAUGGGUUGAUACAUUUGAUUUCCAUUGAUAAUUUUUGUGUGAUUUUGUUGUCAGCACAUUCAACUAUGUAAAGAAAAAAGUAUUUAAUAAGAUUAUUUCAUUCAUUCAGAUCUAGGAUGUGUUAUUUUAGUGUUCCCUUUAUUUUUUUGAGCAGUGUACUUUUAUUAUUUUUCAAAUUAGAAAAAAUUACCAAAGUCCAGACCUCAGUGUCCUCAUAUGUAGUUACGGCCCUGCUAUCAAGUCAGGUUACUUGCCCUGUUCAAGGUUUUGUUUUAUCGCUUAUUUGACACAUUUCUAACAAUUACAUAAACCAUCUACUCUACUUCCAGGUAAUGAAGAGGACCAGAAAUCCCAAGCCACUCCUGUAGAGGACCCAGAGAAGUUCAAUGAGCUGCAGAGCUCAGGACACCUUGAGGAGGCGAGGGGUGGACUGGAGUUUCUGGUGAAAGCAGAGCAGGUGGAAAAACAUGUAGCCCAGGGAACCAUACAAGACCCAGGAAUCACAGGCAGUUUGGACUUUAGAAUGGAUGAGAGAGAUAGUCAGCUGUGGUUCUCUGUUACACAAGGACUAAGUGGGAAUGAUUCCACUCACCCAGAUGGGUCUUACACUACAGAGAGAUGCUUACAGAUGUUUUCCUCUCAGGCAGAUCAAUAUCCCGCUCCCAUCCCAUCCCAUCCUGCUUCCUGCAACUCUUUGUCUACUGCAGAGAAACCGCUUAAUGACAUUUUCAGCACUGUCCCAGUGAAAGUGGAGCCCGAGUGGCAUCCUCUUUAUAAUGGCGAUGCCAUGUCUGAGUCCUUUCAAGCUGAGCAGGGGCAGUACAGAGAUACUCUGCACCCUUUAGUGAUGGAGGGCUUGAUUUUACAGCCCAGACUGCAGCAGCCAGGACCUUCUUCACAAGGGCUCAUGAGAGCAACUGAGAACACAUCUGAGUCAAACUCGCACAACAAUGAGCAUAUUCUUAAUAAGAACAGAUUGAAAACAAAAAGGAUGGUAAAUGUUUGGAGAGCUGUACCAAACCAGAAAAUGUUCAUAUGCUCAUUGUGUGGAAAGAGCUUCCACCGCCAUUGUCAACUUGAAGCACACCAGCACUCUCAUGCGGGAGUCAAACCAUACAGAUGUCUUGAGUGUGGGAAAAGUUUUACGCAGAAAACCAGACUUAAGUCACAUCAGAGUGUCCACACGGGUGAGAGACCUUUCAGUUGCAGACUCUGUGGCAAGAUGUUUGCAAGGCAGGACAACUGCCAAAGACAUGAGCGAUUUCACAGUGGACAAAAGCCAUUUAGUUGUGUGCAGUGUGGUAAAAGUUUCACGGUUCUCGGUAACCUCAAAAUACAUCAAAAACAUCAAUGUAAAUUUGCCAAUGUCAUAAUGUAAGAAUGCAUGUUGUUCAGUGUUUUCCUCAGCGUUGUACAGUUAACCCUUUUAACUGUCUCUUCUUGAAAAACAUGUUGAACAAUUAUUUCACCUUAAAACCCUAUUACUUACAACUCAAAUAAGAACUUCAAAUUGUUUUUUUUCCAACUUGAUGUUUAUUUAUGAAAUUACAGAGCUCUACCAGGCGGUUGAGAAGUUAAAAGAGGGAAUGCCAUAUUAGAAUUUUACUAAUCUCAACAAUAUUACAUAAAUUACUUGAUAUGCUUCAAGGGCUUUAUAUGAAUGUAAGCAUUGUUAAAUGAGGAUGUCAAAUUUGAACAAAUUGUCAUUUUGUGUGUCAUACCAUGAAUUUUCAGGUUGUGUAUAGUGCAAUCAGGGCCCGCUCCAGCCAUAACCGACAUAAGCGGUCGCUUAGGGCUCCCGGCCGCGGGGGGGUGGGGGGGACUGUCGGGGUCACAACUUACUAUUGAGAGUAAGAAUAGUAGAAUACACCAGGUGCAAUUUAGAAAUGUGGUUGUGCACCAGCAGAUUUUUCUCUUAUUACGUCAGUCACUCAAUUUGCUGACAAUUACAGAGGAGCUACACCAGGAUUACACAUGUGCAAACUGAACAGGAUGUCAGCGUGGUAACUUUACCUGCUACACCAGCGACAUAAACAGAUGCGCGCAUGGAAUUAGAAUCAGUAGCGCUCGGUCACUUUUGCAAGGAAUAUAUUGACUUUGCGUCCAAUAUGGGAAGACCAGUGGAGGCUGCUGGGGGAGGACGGCUCAUAAUAAUGGCUGGAAUGGAGCAAAUGGAAUGGCAUCAAGCCAUUUGUUUGUAUUUGAUACCGUUCCACUGAGUCCGCUCCAGCCAUUACUACGAGCCUGUCCUCCCCAAUUAAGGUGCCACCAACAACCUCUGGGGUAGACUAUAUGACAACAACCAUAUUGUCAUUACAUCAAAAAUAAAGUUGAGUAAAAAUUCUACAACCAGAGGUAUACAAGAUGGCGUAUUGAAUACACAGCGGUACAAAUCACCUCAAGAUAAAAACAUAUAUUCAAUAUCAGUAAGUUAGACUAAAUAUUAACAUUUCAUAUAUUCGAGGGUAAUAACAUUCAAUCUGGAUAAUAACACAAAAUAAAUUAUAAGGCUAGAGAAAUGUAUCGACAAAUAUUCCAACAACACGCAACACCCGAACAUGACGGAAGAUAAACGAGGAGAAUCGAUCUCCAAGAGAAAACGCGACUCGUCGACUGAUACAGAUUAUUUAUGCUUUUCACCACUGGAACUGGUAAGUGUGGAAAGUGACCUGUUGAAGUCGAUAAAUGAGAAACUGGGCAUACUAGAGUUGGUGAGUAAAUAUGUAAAAGAGUUGAAGGCGAGUCUUGAAAUGAGUGACGGAAAAGCUGCGAUAAUGGAGAGCGAUACAAAAAAACUAAAAGGGGCAGUCACUAGGAUGGAAACGGUCGUUAAGGAACUUAAAAAGGAGAACAACUUUCUGAGAGAAGCCUUACUAGACAUACAAACUAGAUCGAUGAGAGAAAAUCUAGUACUUAUGGGUAUCCAGGAAAAAUAGGGAGAGAUUACAGAAAAACUUGUGAAGGACUUCUUUCUUACGGCGCUUCAAAUUCCACUCGAGGCUGUCGACAAAAUCCAACUCGAACGUGUACACCGUUUCGGACAAAGAGGACAGAGAUAUGAGCAUCCAAUCGUUGCCAAAUUUGCUUUUUUUUAAGGAUAAAGUAACGGUUAAAAGGUAAAAGACUUGCUGGCACGAAAAUAGGCAUGAAUGUGUGUUGCUCUUGUUGUCGAUAAACUGUAUAUUGACAACCAAAUGUUCCACGACACAAAGACUACUCCAUGGCUAUUCUGAAAGUUCUAAUAGAGGAGUCGAAUAAUAGAACACCCAAUAGCCAUGGUAGGGAUUGUAAUAAUAAAACACAUUUAUAGUAUUUUAUAAAGGGAUAAGACGGUAUUACAAGAAAAUAUAACAAGCAAAAUAAUACAUCUUCAAAUACAACUAAAUUAGAACACAAGUACUCAAUCAACAUAGUGGAGAUAAAAACAUAGCAAACAGAAGACAUAGAAGGCACAGUAUGUGUGGAUGGAAGGUGUGGUGUGCAAUUUUUGUGUUUGAAUAAGUGUGGCGUUAAGUGAGUGAGAGGAAAUGGUUGCAUAUCCCACAACCAACGUGUGUCUGUGAGCAGGGGUUGGGAGAGAGCUUUCAAUUUUGUGCAGAUGAAGGAUAUACAUUUUAAAAUAUAGUAUACAUCUAAUAUAUUUUUGGAUUGUCCUAUCAUUAUGGAACGAUCCCCAACCCUAUAUCCUAGACACCCACCUGAGCGACCCAUACACCAAAGAGAAGUCCCCAUCUGUUUUAUGGACCUGCUGUGAGUUGCCUAUAUGCAGCCAAAACAGAAAAAUAAAUGCGGUCAGAGACCUACUUGAGCAGCACCACCCCCUCAAGAUUCUGAGCCUGCCUGGCAGGGUUGGUCCUACAAAGCCAGAGCCCCCUGAUGGGAGAGCAUAAUAUACAAGGAAAUUCUCAAAGCUGCUAAUGAGAACCUUGACGACCUUGUACAUAACCGGUGGGGAUUCCGGUGGGGUACGCCCACCCAGGUAGUGGCAGUGCUGGCAACACUGGCUGCAGUAACCCAUGGGGAGGGGGUCACACUCGGACAAUCAGAGAGGGGGCUUAUCAUUGUGGCACAAAAUAAUCAAAGGUCUGACUGCACGGAGAUGCUUGGGGAAAAUGGUUACAACAGGGGACCAGAGUGUUUGUGUCUCAGGGAAGAGGGUGGAUCUGAUCUCCAUCACCUAGGACUUGACAUAGAUUAAAUAGAUUAAUCAAAUCUCACAUUGUUGUAAAUUUUUUCUCAAUCUUGCAUGCUUUCUCAAACAGCUGUAACUGUAUAUGCAUUCGUAUAUGCAUUCGUAAAUCAGGUCCUUUCUUGAGUUGGGCUCUGGGAUGUAACAACCGUUGAGCAUCUGAUUUUAUGGUUCAUUGUGGAGGAAAGGGGUUGAGUAUGUGCGUGUGUGUUUAUCCAACAUCUGUUGCAAGGGGGUAAGGAUGCUAGGGAGAAUAUAGGAUGAACCACAAUAAUUGUUUGGUAAAAUAAUAAUUGCUUGUAAAAAAUGUAAUGUAAUACAAUGGCAAUCCGGGUUAUAGAUUAAAAUCCUACGCAUGAACUGCCAACAUUAUUAUGCAUAUUAAUUGAUAAUGAUGGAAAAUAAGAUAUGCAAGAUAUUUGAAUAGAUAUAUAUUUUUAAAUAGCUAUAUAUAUAUAUAUAUAUAUAUAUACAGUGGGGGAAAAAAGUAUUUAGUCAGCCACCAAUUGUGCAAGUUCUCCCACUUAAAAAGAUGAGAGAGGCCUGUAAUUUUCAUCAUAGGUACACAAAUGAGAAAAAAAAUCCAGAAAAUCACAUUGUAGAAUUUUUUAUGAAUUUAUUUGCAAAUUAUGGUGGAAAAUAAGUAUUUGGUCAAUAACAAAAGUUUCUCAAUACUUUGUUAUAUACCCUUUGUUGGCAAUGACACAGGUCAAACGUUUUCUGUAAGUCUUCACAAGGUUUUCACACACUGUUGCGACCGGGAGACUCAUGGGCGGCGCACAAUUGGCCCAGCGUCGUCCAGGGUAGGGGAGGGAAUGGCCGGCAGGGAUGUAGCUCAGUUGAUAGAGCAUGGCGUUUGCAACGCCAGGGUUGUGGGUUCGAUUCCCACGGGGGGCCAGUAUAAAAAAAAAAUGUAUUCACUAACUGUAAGUCGCUCUGGAUAAGAGCGUCUGCUAAAUGACUAAAAUGUAUACAGUGGGGAAAAAAAGUAUUUAGUCAGCCACCAAUUGUGCAAGUUCUCCCACUUAAAAAUAUGAGAGAGGCCUGUAAUUUUCAUCAUAGGUACACGUCAACUAUGACAGACAAAUUGAGAAUUUUUUUCUCCAGAAAAUCACAUUGUAGGAUUUUUAAUGAAUUUAUUUGCAAAUUAUGGUGGAAAAUAAGUAUUUGGUCACCUACAAACAAGCAAGAUUUCUGGCUCUCACAGACCUGUAACUUCUUCUUUAAGAGGCUCCUCUGUCCUCCACUCGUUACCUGUAUUAAUGGCACCUGUUUGAACUUGUUAUCAGUAUAAAAUACACCUGUCCACAACCUCAAACAGUCACACUCCAAACUCCACUAUGGCCAAGACCAAAGAGCUGUCAAAGGACACCAGAAACAAAAUUGUAGACCUGCACCAGGCUGGGAAGACUGAAUCUGCAAUAGGUAAGCAGCUUGGUUUGAAGAAAUCAACUGUGGGAGCAAUUAUUAGGAAAUGGAAGACAUACAAGACCACUGAUAAUCUCCCUCGAUCUGGGGCUCCACGCAAGAUCUCACCCCGUGGGGUCAAAAUGAUCACAAGAACGGUGAGCAAAAAUCCCAGAACCACACGGGGGGACCUAGUGAAUGACCUGCAGAGAGCUGGGACCAAAGUAACAAAGCCUACCAUCAGUAACACACUACGCCGCCAGGGACUCAAAUUCUGCAGUGCCAGACGUGUCCCCCUGCUUAAGCCAGUACAUGUCCAGGCCCGUCUGAAGUUUGCUAGAGUGCAUUUGGAUGAUCCAGAAGAGGAUUGGGAGAAAGUCAGAUGAAACCAAAAUAUAACAUUUUGGUAAAAACUCAACUAGUCAUGUUUGGAGGACAAAGAAUGCUGAGUUGCAUCCAAAGAACACCAUACUUACUGUGAAGCAUGGGGGUGGAAACAUCAUGCUUUGGGGCUGUUUUUCUGCAAAGGGACCAGGACGACUGAUCCGUGUAAAGGAAAGAAUGAAUCGUGAGAUUUUGAGUGAAAACCUCCUUCCAUCAGCAAGGGCAUUAAAGAUGAAACGUGGCUGGGUCUUUCAGCAUGACAAUGAUCCCAAACACACCGCCCGGGCAAUGAAGGAGUGGCUUCGUAAGAAGCAUUUCAAGGUCCUGGAGUGGCCUAACCAGUCUCCAGAUCCCAACCCCAUAGAAAAUCUUUGGAGGGAGUUGAAAGUCUGUGUUGCCCAGCGACAGCCCCAAAACAUCACUGCUCUAGAGGAGAUCUGCAUGGAGGAAUGGGCCAAAAUACCAGCAACAGUGUGUGAAAACCUUGUGAAGACUUACAGAAAACGUUUGACCUGUGUCAUUGCCAACAAAGGGUAUAUAACAAAGUAUUGAGAAACUUUUGUUAUUGACCAAAUACUUAUUUUCCACCAUCAUUUGCAAAUAAAUUCAUUGAAAAUCCUACAAUGUGAUUUUCUGGAAAUUUUUUCCUCAUUUUUUCUGUCAUAGUUGACGUGUACCUAUGAUGAAAAUUACAGGCCUCUCUCAUCUUUUUAAGUGGGAGAACUUGCACAAUUGGUGGCUGACUAAAUACUUUUUUUCCCCACUGUAUGUAAUGUUAAAAUUUUGGCCCAUUCCUCCAUGCAGAUCUCCUCUAGAGCAGUAAUGUUUUGGGGCUGUCGCUGGGCAACACGGACAUUCAACUCCCUCCAAAGAUUUUCUAUGGGGUUGAGAUCUGGAGACUGGCUAGGCCACUCCAGGACCUUGAAAUGCUUCUUACGAAGCCACUCCUUCGUUGCCCGGGCGGUGUGUUUGGGAUCAUUGUCAUGCUGAAAGACCCAGCCACGUUUCAUCUUCAAUGCCCUUGCUGAUGGAAGGAGGUUUCACUCAAAAUCUCACGAUACAUGGCCCCAUUCAUUCUUUCCUUUACACGGAUCAGUCGUCCUGGUCCCUUUGCAGAAAAACAGCCCCAAAGCAUGAUGUUUCCACCCCCAUGAUUCACAGUAGGUAUGGUGUUCUUUGGAUGCAACUCGGCAUUCUUUGUCCUCCAAACACGACGAGUUGAGUUUUUACCAAAAAGUUAUAUUUUGAUUUCAUCUGACCAUAUGACAUUCUCCCAAUCCUCUUCUGGAUCAUCCAAAUGCACUCUAGCAAACAUCAGACGGGCCUGGACAUGUAUUGGCUUAAGCAGGGGGACACGUCUUGUACUGCAGGAUUUGAGUCCCUGGCGGCGUAGUGUGUUACUGAUGGUAGGCUUUGUUACUUUGGUCCCAGCUCUCUGCAGGUCAUUCACUAGGUCCCCCUGUGUGGUUCUGGGAUUUUUGCUCACCGUUCUUGUGAUCCUUUUGACCCCACGGGGUGAGAUCUUGCGUGGAGCCCCAGAUCGAGGGAGAUUAUCAGUGGUCUUGUAUGUCUUCCAUUUCCUAACAAUUGCUCCCACAGUUGAUUUCUUCAAACCAAGCUGCUUACCUAUUGCAGAUUCAGUCUUCCCAACCUGGUGCAGGUCUACAAUUUUGUUUCUGGUGUCCUUUGACAGCUCUUUGGUCUUGGCCAUAGUGGAGUUUGGAGUGUGACUGUUUGAGGUUGUGGACAGGUGUCUUUUAUACUGAUAACAAGUUCAAACAGGUGCCAUUAAUACAGGUAACGAGUGGAGGACAGAGGAGCCUCUUAAAGAAGAAGUUACAGGUCUGUGAGAGCCAGAAAUCUUGCUUGUUUGUAGGUGACCAAAUACUUAUUUUCCACCAUAAUUUGCAAAUAAAUUCAUUAAAAAUCCUACAAUGUGAUUUUCUGGAUUUUUUUUCGCUCAAUUUGUCUGUCAUAGUUGACGUGUACCUAUGAUGAAAACUACAGGCCUCUCUCAUCUUUUUAAGUGGGAGAACUUGCACAAUUGGUGGCUGACUAAAUACUUUUUUUCCCCACUGUAUAUUGAGGUGAGAGCAUUGGAAAUGCUUUUGGCGGUUGACCUGCUUCUGUUUUGUGGGUGGCACUGUGUGCUGUUUUCAAUGGAUGGGUCCUGGCCUCUCGGGGCCCUAGGGAUCCGGAGGGACGGGGGUGGUAUGCCGAUCACUAGGAUGACGGCCCAACUUGGGAUGGGGAGGGUCUUUAGCGGGGGAAUUAGUGGAGAACAAUUGGAGGGUUACUUAGUAGGAAUAUACUUCUCCCAUGGGCUCCCAAAGAAACUCAAAAGAGGAGAAUAUAUUAAUUAACAGUAAUUUCGAUCCGAAUGUGCAAAUUGUCCAAACAGAUACGCAAGGUAGAUGGAUUAUUUUAAAUAUGUUUUUGGACCAUAAACAGAUAUGGCUCAUUAACCUUUACGGACCAAAUAAUGAUGAUCCACACUUCUUUGACAAUAUAUACAGUGGGGGAAAAAAGUAUUUAGUCAGCAACCUAUUGUGCAAGUUCUCCCACUUAAAAAGAUGAGAGAGGCCUGUAAUUUUCAUCAUAGGUACACGUCAACUAUGACAGACAAAAUGAGAUUUUUUUUCCAGAAAAUCACAUUGUAGGAUUUUUUAUGAAUUUAUUUGCAAAUUAUGGUGGAAAAUAAGUGUUUGGUCAAUAACAAAAGUGUCUCAAUACUUUGUUAUAUACCCCUUGUUGGCAAUGACACAGGUCAAACGUUUUCUGUAAGUCUUCACAAGGUUUUCACACACUGUUGCUGGUAUUUUGGCCCAUUCCUCCAUGCAGAUCUCCUCUAGAGCAGUGAUGUUUUGGGGCUGUCGCUGGGCAACACAGACUUUCAACUCCCUCCAAAGAUUUUCUAUGGGGUUGAGAUCUGGAGACUGGCUAGGCCUCUCCAGGACCUUGAAAUGCUUCUUACGAAGCCACUCCUUCGUUGCCCGGGCGGUGUGUUUGGGAUCAUUGUCAUGCUGAAAGACCCAGCCACGUUUCAUCUUCAAUGCCCUUGCUGAUGGAAGGAGGUUUUCACUCAAAAUCUCACGAUACAUGGCCCCAUUCAUUCUUUCCUUUACACGGAUCAGUCGUCCUGGUCCCUUUGCAGAAAAACAGCCCCAAAGCAUGAUGUUUCCACCCCCAUGCUUCACAGUAGGUAUGGUGUUCUUUGGAUGCAACUCAGCAUUCUUUGUCCUCCAAACACGACGAGUUGAAGUUUUUACCAAAAAGUUAUAUUUUGGUUUCAUCUGACCAUAUGACAUUCUCCCAAUCCUCUUCUGGAUCAUCCAAAUGUACUCUAGCAAACUUCAGACGGGCCUGGACAUGUACUGGCUUAAGCAGGGGGACACGUCUGGCACUGCAAGAUUUGAGUCCCUGGCGGCGUAGUGUGUUACUGAUGGUAGGCUUUGUUUAUUUGGUCCCAGCUCUCUGCAGGUCAUUUACUAGGUCCCCCCGUGUGGUUCUGGGAUUUUUGCUCACCGUUCUUGUGAUCAUUUUGACCCCACAGGGUGAGAUCUUGCGUGGAGCCCCAGAUCGAGGGAGAUUAUCAGUGGUCUUGUAUGUCUUCCAUUUCCUAAUAAUUGCUCCCACAGUUGAUUUCUUCAAACCAAGCUGCUUACCUAUUGCAGAUUCAGUUUUCCCAGCCUGGUGCAGGUCUACAAUUUUGUUUCUGGUGUCCUUUGACAGCUCUUUGGUCUUGGCCAUAGUGGAGUUUGGAGUGUGACAGUUUGAGGUUGUGGACAGGUGUCUUUUAUACUGAUAACAAGUUCAAACAGGUGCCAUUAAUACAGGUAACGAGUGGAGGACAGAGGAGCCUCUUAAAGAAGAAGUUACAGGUCUGUGAGAGCCAGAAAUCUUGCUUGUUUGUAGGUGACCAAAUACUUAUUUUCCACCAUAAUUUGCAAAUAAAUUCAUAAAAAAUCCUACAAUGUGAUUUUCUGGAGAAAAAAAUUCUCAAUUUGUCUGUCAUAGUUGACGUGUACCUAUGAUGAAAAUUACAGGCCUCUCUCAUAUUUUUAAGUGGGAGAACUUGCACAAUUGGUGGCUGACUAAAUACUUUUUUUCCCCACUGUAUACAUUUUCAUCAUUUAGCAGACGCUCUUAUCCAGAGCGACUUACAAAUUGGUGCAUUCACCUUAUGAUAACAAGUGGGACAACCACUUUACAAUAUGUUUUUUUUUUCUCUCUUUGGGGUGGGGUAAGGGGGGGGGUAGAAGGAUUACUUUAUCCUAUCCCAGGUAUUCCUUAAAGAGGUGGGGUUUCAAGUGUCUCUACGGAAGGUGGUGAGUGACUCUGCUGUCCUGGCGUCGUGAGGGAGCUUGUUCCACCAUUGGGGUGCCAGAACAGCGAACAGUUUUGACUGGGCUGAGCGGGAACUGUGCUUCCGCAGAGGUAGGGGGGCCAGCAGGCCAGAGGUGGAUGAACGCAAUGCCCUCGUUUGGGUGUAGGGACUGAUCAGAGCCUGAAGGUACAGAGGUGCCGUUCCCCUCACAGCUCCGUAGGCAAGCACCAUGGUCUUGUAGCAGAUGCGAGCUUCAACUGGAAGCCAGUGGAGUGUGCGGAGGAGCGGGGUGACGUGAGAGAACUUGGGAAGGUUGAACACCAGACGGGCUGCGGCGUUCUGGAUGAGUUGUAGGGGUUUAAUGGCACAGGCAGGGAGCCCAGCCAACAGCGAGUUGCAGUAAUCCAGACGGGGAGAUGACAAGUGCCUGGAUUAGGACCUGUGCCGCUUCCUGUGUAAGGCAGGGUCGUACUCUGCGAAUGUUGUAGAGCAUGAACCUACAGGAUCGGGUCACCGCCUUGAUGUUAGCGGAGAACGACAGGGUGUUGUCCAGGGUCACGCCAAGGCUCUUUGCACUCUGGGAGGAGGACACAACGGAGUUGUCAACCGUGAUGGCGAGAUCAUGGAACGGGCAGUCCUUCCCCGGGAGGAAGAGCAGCUCCGUCUUGCCGAGGUUCAGCUUGAGGUGGUGAUCCGUCAUCCACACUAAUAUGUCUGCCAGAGAUGCGAUUCGCCACCUGGUUAUCAGAAGGGGGAAAGGAGAAGAUUAAUUGUGUGUCGUCUGCGUAGCAAUGAUAGGAGAGGCCAUGUGAGGAUAUGACAGAGCCAAGUGACUUGGUGUAUAGCGAGAAUAGAAGAGGGCCUAGAACUGAGCCCUGGGGGACACCAGUGGUGAGAGCACGUGGUGCGGAGACAGAUUCUCACCACGCCACCUGGUAGGAGCGACCUGUCAGGUAGGACGCAAUCCAAGAGUGAGCCGCGCCGGAGAUGCCCAACUCGGAGAGGGUGGAGAGGAGGAUCUGAUGGUUCACAGUAUCAAAGGCAGCAGAUAGGUCUAGAAGGACGAGAGCAGAGGAGAGAGAGUUAGCUUUAGCAGUGCAGAGAGCCUCCUUGACACAGAGAAGAGCAGUCUCAGUUGAAUGACCAGUCUUGACGGAGUCACCCAUGAUUCACCAAAUGAUAUUUUGAAGGAGGAAGCAAAGUACUUUAAGCAUAUGUUUUCGUUUCAGUCACCUCCAUCUCCUCUAACUAAAGCUAAUUGUAGAGAUCUUUUUUCUAUUGAUAAUGUAAAAUUAACAGCCAUACAGAAAGACUCAUGUAAAGGUGAAAUUACAGAGGAGGAACUUCUGGAUGCAAUUAAAGACUUUAAGUCCGGGAAAACUCCAGGGUUGGAUGGCAUACCAGUCGAGGUAUACCAAACCUUUUUUGAUAUACUCAGAUGACCAUUAUUAGCAUGUUUUAACCACUCCUAUGUAAAUGGUAGAUUAUCAGACACUCAAGAAGAAGGUCUGAUUGCAUUAUUACUGAAACAGGAUACAAGUGGAAAAUAUAAAGAUCCAGUCCAUUAAAAAAAUUGGAGGCUUCAGUGUUGUGAAGCAUAACUUCUAGCUAAAUGUAUAGCGCAUAGAAUUAAAAAGGUAUUGUCAGACAUUAAUCAUUCUAAUCAGACAGGUUUUUACAUGGAAGAUACAUUGGAGAUAAUAUAAGGCAAGUACUGGAAACAAUAGAACACUAUGGAAAAUCUGGGAAACCAGGCCUGCUAUUCAUAGCAGACUUCAAAAAGGCAUUUGAUAAAGUACGACUGGGGUUUAUAUAUAAAUGCCUGGAGCAUUUCAAUUUUGGAGAAUCUCUUAUAAAAUGGGUUAAAAUCAUGUAUAGUAACCCUAUGUGUAAAAUAGUAAAUAACGGCUAUUUCUCAGAAAGUUUUAAACUGUCAAGAGGAGUGAAACAAGGUUGUCCACUAUUGGCAUAUUUAUUUACUAUGGCCAUCGAGAUGUUAUCUAUUAAAAUCAGAUCCAACAAUAAUAGCAAGGGAUUAGAAAUCCAGGGUUUAAAAACAAAGGUGUCAUUGUACGCUGAUGAUUCAUGUUUUCUUUUAAAUCCACAACUUGAAUCCCUCCACAGCCUCAUAGAGGAUCUAGAGACAUUUUCUAACCUCUCUGGAUUACAACCAAAUUAUGAUAAAUGUACUAUAUUACGUAUUGGAUCACUAGAAAAUACAAUUUUUACAUUACCAUGUAGUUUACCAAUAAUGGUCUGAUGGUGAUGUGGAUAUACUCACAAUACAUAUCCCAAAUGAAAUAUAUGAUCUCACUCCAAUACAUUUUAAUAGAAAGUUAGCAAAAAUAGAUAAGAUUUUGCUACCAUGGAAAGGUAAAUACCUGUCAAUUUGUGGAAAAAUCAGCCUGAUUAACUCUUUAGUAUUAUCCCAGUUGACCUAUUUGCUUAUGGUCUUGCCUAUGCCUAGCGAACAGUUUUUUAAAUUAUAUGAGAAAAAAAGAUUCCAUUUUAUUUGGAACGGCAAACCAGACAAAAUUAAAAGGGCCUAUUUAUAUAAUGAAUAUGAAAUCGGAGGACAGAAAUUAUUAAAUAUUAAUGCAUUAGAACUAUCACUAAAAGCUUCAGUCGUACAAAAGUUAUACUUAAAUCCGAACUGGUUCUCUAGCAAAUUAGUAAGAUUCUCUCACCCAAUGUUCAAGAAUGGCCUUUUUCCCUUUAUUCAGAUCACAACCUCUCACUAUCAGUUAUUUGAAAAGGAAAUCAUCUCCCAAAUAUCACUGUUUCUAAAACAAGCCAUAGAAAGUUGGUUGCAAUUUCAAUUUAAUCUUCCAGAAACGACAGAACAAAUAAUGCAACAAAUAUUGUGGUUAAACUCAAAUAUACUAAUUGAUUAAAAAAAGGUAUAAUCUUCGUAAAUGAUAUCAUCGGUAGGACUGGUGGAGUUAUGUCGCACAUGCAGCUAACAAAAACAUAUGGAAAUGUCUGCUCUACCCAAAAUUACAGCCAAAUAAUUGCUGCAUUACCGCAAAAAUGGAAGAGGAAAGUGGAGGGGGGAAAGAGUAAGGAACUUGUCUUUCGGCCUUGCAUUAAAGAACAUAAUUGGUUAAAGAAAACUGUGAUAAAUAAGAAAGUAUACCAGUUUCAUUUAAGGACCGACGGAUUGACAGCCGUCCCAUAUAGAUUGCAAAAUAGUUGGGAAGAGAUUUUUGACGUACCGAUCCCAUGGCAUAGUGUUUAUGAACUGAUACGCAAAACGACGCCGGAUUCAAAGCUUAGAAGUUUUCAAUUUAAAUUAUUAUAUAAAAUUCUUGCUACCAAUAAAAUGUUAUUUAUAUGGGGGAUACAAUCUUCCCAGCUCUGCAGAUUUUGCUGCGAAGAGACAGAAUCAUUAGAUCGUUUGUUUUGGUACUGUCCAUUUGUAGCUUGUUUUUGGACACAGGUCCAGGAAUGGCUAAAGGAUUGCAAUAUUUACCUGGAGCUAACCCUGCAGAUAGCAUUAUUGGGUGAUCUGAAAAGUCAUAGUCAAUCGAUCAAUAAUAUAAUAAUACUUUUAGCAAAAAUGUUUAUUUUCAAUUUACAAUUUGUAGAAACGGUUCAGAACUUUUGUAAAACAUCACAGUACAGUUGAAAAAUGUAUGGCAAAUAGAAAUCCAAUAUGGAUGGUGUUAAGAGAUAGAUGGGUGGUGUUGAAUGGAGUUGAAGGAUGGGACUAAUAACAACUAACAACUAAUAACAAUAAGAUAACUAAUCAUGUAAGCAUACUGUGUCCAUAAUAAGUAUAUAGGUUAUAGGUUGAGAGCUUUUGUGAAAGAGCACAGAUAGAAAGAUAUGGCAUAUAGAAGCAAACCGGAUGGACAUCAUGAAAAUGAUCGGAGAGGUUGAGGGUAGAGGAAGUUCAGGAGUAAAAACAAACAAAAUGUAAUUAUUGUAAAAUUGACUGUGUCCAUACAAUUUAUAUAGUAUGUAUAAGCUGGAAGUAGAGGCCUAAGCAUUGUUGUUCACUAGUUUACUCCAAUUAGGGAAGGGGUGGUGGGGUUGGAAAGUAAUAAAGGGAAAUAUAUAUUUUUUACAAAAAGACACCGACAACCAUAAGCUACCGUCAAACACAAAAUGUUUAUUAUGAACACACAGUAAAGGUUUGGGAAAAGGGGCUGAGCAGGACCCAAGGAAUGAAACAAUAAUGUAAAAAAAAACUAAACUGAUCUUGCCUGCCUCAAGAACCGCUAAGCUACUGCUAACCAUACAAAAAUACAGUGGGUGGUCCGCUCAGGUCUAACUAGUGUUUUUAGACAAUGUUUUUUCUACGGGUAAUGUAUGCCCAAGGGCAACUUGCUAAAUCCCCCUUUUCCCAGGAACAAAUGAGUGAGUACACAAAAAACAGGACACCACAGUAUCCAUACUCCCAAACGAAAAGAGUCUGUCAGCAAACACAACUGACUGGCUUUUAAAACAAUGGGAUGUGUGAUGUGAGUGAAAAACCAGAAACAGGUGGUGCAAUGCAGAGGAAUGUCCACUGAUUGGUCCACCUCAGCAAUCAGCAGACGAACGGAUGUCGGACAGGUGGGACACCCCAACGAUCACCAAUCAGGAAAACAAGGGACACCUGUGAUUAGGGCAGAAGGAGAGAAAAAAACAAAUACACAUACAGGAUACCUGUAUCCGUAACACUCCCACCCUUAAAAGAGCAAACCUACAAGGGUUUGCGUCUCAUGUACUAUCCCUACACAUAAAACAAAUGUAAAGAGCAAAAGCAUCUUCACGGGAUAGAAAAUAAAUCCUAGAUCUCUAAACACGAGACUGGCGUUUUCUAUCAGGAGUCUGUAUCACGUAAUCAGUUUCACUUAGUUUAUUUUCAAUUACAUAAGGACCAGAGAAACGUGCUGACAAUGACGCUCCUGGCACAGGCAACAAUACAAGAACUUGGUCACCCGGCUGCAGCGAACGAGAAACAGCCUGGUUGUCAUAGUGCCGUUUCAUACGUCUCUGUGAGGAAGACAGUGCUUCCUUUACUAGAGCACAGGCACCAUGUAGGCGCUCACAAAAGCGACUAACGUAGUCCAACACAUUUUAUUUCUCACACAAACUGAUCCUUAAGGACUUUCAUAGGUCCUCUCACGGUGUGUCCAAACACCAGUUCAGCUGGGCUGUACCCUAAGGAUUCCUGUACCGUCUCACGGACAGCAAACAAACCUUGAGGAACUCCCUCAUCCCAAUCCUUCUCAGAUUCCAAGCAAUAUUUACGGAGCAUAGACUUCAGUGUCUGAUGCCAACGUUCAAGCGCACCCUGAGACUCUGGGUGAUAUGCGCUUGACACGAUGUGUAACUGACAAGGAUUUUAACACUUGUUUGAAAAGCUUAGAAAGGAAAUUCGUACCCUGAUCAGUUUGUACCACCUUAGGUAACCCAAAAGUUGAGAAGAAUUUGAUCAAAGCUUUACUCACCACCGGAGCAGUAAUCCUUCACAGAGGAAUGGCCUCUGGGUACCUGGUGGCCACACACAUAAUCGUCAACAGAAACUGGUUACCAGAUUUUGUCUUUGGUAAUGGUCCAACACAAUCAACCAACACAUGUUCGAAUGGUUCACCUAUGGCAGGUAUGGGACAAAGAGGCGCGGGAGGAAUAACCUGGUUCGGUUUCCCAGUUACUUGACAGGUGUGGCAUGUCCGACAGAACUGAGCCACAUCUUGUUUUAAACCAGGCCAAAAGAAAUGUCGCAAAACCCGAUCAUAAGUCUUGGUGACUCCCAGAUGUCCGGACCACUGGUGAUCAUGAGCGAGGGAUAAAACAUUUUGUCGAAAGGCUGUAGGAAUCACUAUUUGGUAAACAGCAUUCCAAUCUCCGCCAGCGUCAACAUGGGAUGUCCAUUUACGUAUGAGGAGAUUACCAUCAAUGAAGUAUGCCAUGUUUUUCUUCCUUAGCUCCUCCACUGAGACAACACUAGAAAAACAUUUAGCCAGGCUAAUGUCAACCUUCUGGUUAGCGAUCAGCUGCUCACGAGUGACUGGUAACUUUAUUGCCUCAGCAACAAGUUCCACAUACUUCUUCCUUUCCCUGGGCUGUUGGUCAGACUGCACCAGCUUACCAGAGGUAGCACCCAAGCUAUCCUCUGGGUCACACACUCUGAAUAGAAUAGUGUUCGACAAAUCUAUCACGUCACCCACUGACAGCACAAGCGGGGAACACAUAUGGAUAACCCUGUGCCAGCUCCUCGGAGAGAGACUGGUCACUUUUAUCCAAUACCUCCAAUACGGGGAUCACCUUUCCUCCGGCAAUAUCGUUGCCCAUUAUAAAUGUCACACCUUUUACUGGCAACAACCGGACGCUGAGACGCUUCGUCAUCUGAUAUGGAAACAAACCCCUCAAAAAUGAACGGUUCAUAACUGCGAUCUGGGACUGGGACUUUCAAACCACCUUUACCCUGAGGCAUCUGUUUUGAUUCUGGUCUUACAACCGUACGAAUCAGCCCAACACUCGUUGGCAGCCUGGCGUGCAGAGGCAUCCCCUGUUUGCGUUUUAGCAGAAAGCAAUCAUUCUUCUUGAGCCACUCCUUUGUUGCCUUGGCCGUGUGUUUUGGGUCAUUGUCAUGCUGGAAUACCCAUUCCACUACCCAUUUUCAAUGCCCUGGCUGAGGGAAGGAGGUUCUCACCCAAGAUUUGACGGUACAUGGCCCCGUCCAUUGUCCCUUUGAUGCAGUGAAGUUGUCCUGUCCCCUUAGCAGAAAAACAUCCCCAAAGCAUAAUGUUUCCACCUCCAUGUUUGACGGUGGGGAUGGUGUUCUUGGGGUCAUAGGCAGCAUUCCUUCUCCUCCAAACACGGUGAGUUGAGUUGAUGCCAAAGAGCUCGAUUUUGGUCUCAUCUGACCACAACACUUUCACCCAGUUCUCCUCUGGAUCAUUCAGAUGUUCAUUGGCAAACUUCAGACGGGCCUGUAUAUGUGCUUUCUUGAGCAGGGGGACCUUGCGGGCGCUGCAGGAUUUCAGUCCUUCACGGCGUAGUGUGUUACCAAUUGUUUUCUUGGUGACUAUGGUCCCAGCUGCCUUGAGAUCAUUGACAAGAUCCUCCCGUGUAGUUCUGGGCUGAUUCCUCACCGUUCUCAUGAUCAUUGCAACUCCACGAGGUGAGAUCUUGCAUGGAGCCCCAGGCCGAGGGAGAUUGACAGUUAUUUUGUGUUUCUUCCAUUUGCGAAUAAUCGCACCAACUGUUGUCACCUUCUCACCAAGCUGCUUGGCGAUGGUCUUGUAGCCCAUUCCAGCCUUGUGUAGUUCUACAAUCUUGUCACUGACAUCCUUGGAGAGCUCUUUGGUCUUGGCCAUGGUGGAGAGUUUGGAAUCUGAUUGUUUUAUUGCUUCUGUGGACAGGUGUCUUUUAUACAGGUAACAAGCUGAGAUUAGGAGCACUCCCUUUAAGAGUGUGCUCCUAAUCUCAGCUCGUUAGCUGUAUAAAAGACACCUGGGAGCCAAAAAUCUUUCUGAUUGAGAGGGGGUCAAAUACUUAUUUCCCUCAUUAAAAUGCAAAUCAAUUUAUAACAUUUUUGACAUGCGUUUUUCUAGAUUUUUGUUGUUGUUGUUCUGUCUCUCACUGUUCAAAUAAACCUACCAUUAAAAUUAUAGACUGAUCAUUUCUUCGUCAGUGGGCAAACGUACAAAUAUACAAAAAUACUUUUUUCCCUCACUGUAAACACUUGCCCCCCAAUCCCCCCUUUCACAAAGCGUGUAAACAUCGGACUAUAAAUUGUGCCUUCCUGUAUUAUACUUAUGCAAAUAAAAAGUAUUAUAUUCUACUGAGCCAUUUACUUUGUUUGUAUUCUUAUCUUUUAUUAUUUCACACCAGUAGAAUAUGGUGGUGGAUCUUUGAUGUUAUUAUGGUGGUGGAUCUUUGGGGCUAUUUUGCUUCCACUGGUCCUGGGGCCCUGGUUAAGGUCAACGGCAUCAUUAACUUUACAAAGUAGGCCUAUCAGGACCUUUUAACCAAAAACCUGGUUGCCUCUGCCAGGAGGCUGGCACUUGGCCACAAUUGGAUCUUCCAGCAAGACAAUAAUCCCAAGCACUAAUUAAAAUCCACUAAGAAAUUGUUAAUUGACCACAAAAUCAACAUUUUGCAAUGGGUAUCUCAGUCUCUGGACAUCAUUGAACCCCAUUGAAAACCUGUGGUUUGAAUUGAAGAGGGCAGUCCAUAAGAGCACAUGAAGAAUAUCAAGGAUCUGGAAAGAUUCUGUAUGGAGGAAUUGUUUAAGAUCCCUCCCAACGUGUUCUACAAUCUCAUAAAACCUUUAAGAAAAAGGCUCAGUGACGUUAUCCUCACAAGGGUGCUAGAGUAUUGAAAACAGGGGUGCCAAUCAUUUUGACCCCUAUCUUUUGUAGAAUUUGUUUUUAUUACUUGUUAAACAAAAUAUAUUUCUCUAAGCAAUUGUAUUAGUAUAUAUUUUUUUGUAUACAGUAUAGCUCAGUAUUUGUAUUAUUUAUCCUGAACAAAAAUAUAAACGCAAGAGUUGUUGGUCCCAUGUUUCAUGAGCUGAAAUAAAAGAUCCUAGAAAUGUUCCAUACACACAAAAAGCUUCUUUCUCUCACAUUUUGUGUAGACAUUUGUUAACAUCCCUGUUAGUGAGCAUUUCUCCUUUGCCAAAAUCAUCCAUCUACCUGAACCGGUGUGGCAUAUCAAGAAUCUGAUUAAACAGCACGAUCAUUACAUAGGUGUCCCCUUGUGCUGGGGACAAUAAAAGGCCACUCUAAAAUAUGCUGUUUUUUAUUAUUUUUUAAGCACAAUGCCACAGAUGUCUCAAGUUUUGAGGGAGCGUGCAAUUGGCAUGCUGACUGCAGGAUUGCCCACCACAGCUGUUGCCAGAGAAUUGAAUGUUCAUUUCUCUACCCUAAGCCACCUCCAAAGUCAUUUUAGUGAAUUUGGCAGUACGUCCAACCGGUCUCACAACCGCAGACCACAUUUAACCACGCAAGCCCAGGACCUCCACAUCCGGCUUCUUCGUCUGAGACCAGCCACCCGGACAGCUGAUGAAACUGCAUUCAGGUCAAGACCGAAUAAUUUCUGCACAAACUGUCAGAAAUUUCUCAGGGAAGCUCAUCUGCGUGCUCACGGUCCUCACCAGGGUCUUGACCUGACUGCAGUUUGACAUCGUGACCUGACUGCAGUUCGACGUCGUAACCGACUUCAGAGGACAAAUACUCACCUUCGAUGGCCACUGACACGCUGGAGAAGUGUGCUCUUCACGGAUGAACCCCGGUUUCAACUGUACCGGGCAGAUGACAGACACUGGCAUCGUCUUUACGUCUGUUAUUCAGCAUUUUUGUUUCUCUUUCUGCUAUAGUUGACCUAGUAUUUUAUAUUAGACGUACCUCACAUAUCCAGUUUUUUCAUUUGUAUCUCACCCACCAACAUUUUUUUUACAUUUUGUAUUAUUUGUGCUGGUCUAAUUCCUAUAAUGGAAAAACAGAAUAAGCUGUGCGCUCUUGGAUAGUAAUAAUAGCUCAUAUGGUGCUCUUCAAUGUCCCAGGUUUGUGGCAUUGAUGAAUAAAUAAUUUAAUCCUUACUUGAAGUCAGACCUUGUUUCAUAUACACUCUUGAGUGUUUCAUUGCAAUAUAAUAGAUACUUUUUUCAUUGUCAUACCUCUGCUCUCUCCUGCUUCUUUGGCCUGCUACACAUCUUUCCAGCUGCCAUCGUGAACGUUGGUUCAACCUGAGGUGAAAUGUACCACGAGACCGUGGUGUGAUACACAGCACAAUGCACCGCCCACCUGUUGUGUUUGACCUUUCAAUCUACACUAUAUAUACAAAAGUUUGUGGACAUCCCUUCAAAUUAGUGGAUUUGGCUAUUUCAGCCACACCCGUUGCUGACAGGUGUAUAAAAUCGAGCACACAGCCAUGCAAUCUCCAUAGACAAACAUUGGCAGUAGAAUGGCCUUCCUGAAGAGCUCAGUGACUUUCAACAUGGUACCGUCAUAGGAUGCCACCUUUCCAACAAGUCAGUUUGUCAAAUUGCUACCCUGCUAGAGCUGCCCCGGUCAAUUUAAGUGCUUUUAUUGUGAAGUGGAAAAGUCUAGGAUCAACAAUGACUCAGCUGCGAAGUGGUAGGCCAAACGCACAGAGCUGUUUAAUGAUGAUGGUAUAUUCAAUGAACUGAUGAAAACUAACCAAGCGCUCCAGGACAAGUUGUCUACAGAAUUAAAGGAGCUUAAAAUCAAGAAAUUCAACCAAGACAAAAAAGACAAGGCCGAGGACAAAGUCUACUUCUGGAGAAACCCUGACAAGAGAAGUCCUGCUCCUCCUCUCCAUGACAGACGCAGGAGGGAGGCCGCUAACUUCUAUCCACUCCCGUCUGACCAACGCUCUACAACUAGCGCCUCAUCCGCUUCCAGUGCCAGUUUUUUAUCCAACGAGAGACUGGGCCGACGGAAGCGCGGAGGUGGCCGCGGUCACGCGUACGGACGAGAUGCCGUACACGACCGGGUAAGAAGAAAUGACUACCAGAGGCAGAGGGGACACAGAACCCACAGGACUGAGUGUCUUUAAUUUAUCAAGCAAGAUAUUGAGUCCUGCCCAUGUUUCCUUGCUUAAUAAAGGGUUAUAUGUUGUCCCUACAACUCAGUGCAACGAUUUUGAUGUUAAGCUAGACAUGUUUAAGUUUUUUUAGAAACAUCCGUUUAAGGGAAUACUUUAACUCCCCUAAUCGUGAUAUUUCAACUGAACAUGUAGGUGGCUCACCUGCACAUACUCCGACUCCUUUUAUAAUAAUAAUAAGCCAUUUAGCAGACGCUUUUAUUCAAAGCGACUUACAGUCAUGCGUGCAUACAUUUUUGUGCAUGGGUGGUCCCGGGGAUCGAACCCACUACCUUGGCGUUUCAAGCGCCAUGCUCUACCAGCUGAGCUACAGAGGACCACCUUUUAGAAGUAAGAGUUAUUUUGUACCUCCAGCCAAUCGCAAUCACUCUAUUGAGACAUAUUGCAGACUCGUUGAAAAAGAUGUUGGGAAUCUCCUUAAGAACAAACAUGAGUACAUAUCUUUUCAAAAUUUACCCAAGGAUGAAAAAUAAGUUUUGCUUGAUUUACAAUCCGAUACGUGAGUUCUUACCCGCCCUGCUGAUAAGGGUGGGUCGGUUGUACUCAUGGAUAGGACAGUUUAUGUAAAUGAGUGUCACAGACAACUGCUUGACAACACCUUUUACAAGAAACUCAGAAGUGACCCCCACUUCCCAAUUUCAGAACACUAUCUUUACUGUCCUAGAUGGGUAUUUAAGUUCUGGUCAAAUCACCCCAAAAUCACCCGAUUUUUUGGCUAUUCAACACCCUAAAAUUGUCACUUUCUAUACUUUGCCGAAAUUACACAAGAAUGUUACAAAACCUCCAGGGCGCCCUAUUGUAGCGGGCAUUUAUGCAGUAACAGCCCCUUUAUCAACCUUUGUAGACUUUUUUAUUAGACCUCUCGCAGAACAGCUCCCCUCCUUUGUAAAGGACACCAGCAGUAUGAUCUAUAUUAUUGAAUCUCUUGAUCCUCUCCCUGAUAAUACCUUGCUAGUUACUUUUGAUGUUGAGUCGUUAUAUACGAAUAUUCCACACGAGGGCGGUAUUGAAGCCAUGGAACAUUUUCUUCUGCAACGUGACCCAAAUGAACUACCUUCCAGUGCAUGCAUUAUAACAUUGGCUGAAAUAGUACUCACACACAACUACUUCAUAUUUCUAAAUGAUUUCUUUAUUCAGACGAAGGGUACUGCUAUGGUAUCCCCUAUGGAUCCUAACUAUGCUAAUUUGUAUGUGGGUUACAUUGAGAAACAGUCAAUUUUCAAUCCACUCAAAAAUGUUUUCUUGCCUAACAUUAUUAUUUGGAAACGGUACAUUGAUUAUAUUUUUGUUCUAUGGAGGGGUGAUUUAAAACAGCUCCAGGCAUUCCAUGCUUUUCUUAACUCGGUUGUUCUGAGCACCUGAGAUUGACUAUGCAAUCGGACACACGUCAAAUCAGUUUCCUUGAUCUUCUGAUUUUGUGAGGAUAAUGUUCUAUACACAGAUUAAUACUGCCAUUGAGAAAAUUCCAAACAAAUCGAGACUUAUAAUUAAUUAGUCAUUUAGCAGACGCUCUUAUCCAGAGCGACUUACAGGAGCAAUUAGGGUUAAGCGCCUUGCUCAAGGGCACAUCGACAGAUUUUUCACCUAGUCAGCUCGGGGAUUAGAACCAGCGACCUUUCGGUUACUGGCACAACGCUCUUAACCACUAAGCUACCUGCUAUAUCAGUAUGUUAAUACAGGACUAGUAAAGGCCCAGUGUUACUGACUGCUAUAUCAGUCUGUUAAUACAGGACUAGUAAAAGGCCCAGUGUUACAGACUGCUAUAUCAGUCUGUUAAUGCAGGACUAGUAAAGGCCCAGUGUUACAGACUGCUAUAUCAAGUCUGUUAAUGCAGGACUAGUAAAGGCCCAGUGACCUCUUUCAGGGACAGUCUCGCAAAAAGAAGCAUUCUUGCGUUCUAACUACACGCUAUUCAAAGUGCUCUGAACAAAUUAAGGGAAUCGUUCACAAACAUUGGCACAUUCUAAGAUCCGAUGACAGUAUUGGUAAUGUGUUUUCGGACCCUCCAUUGGUUGUAUUCUCGCGGGGCAGAAACCUCAGAGAUCAAUUGGUCAACUCGGAUUUACCAACCCUAAAUAUCCCUGCACAACGUCUAUUUGCGCCUCCACCGGAUGGGGAAACUACAAGUGUAAUGGCUGCGCUCAAUGCAUUGGCACUUACAAAUGUAGAUCCUUUAAACACCCCCAAACAGGAAAACAGAUCCCAAUCAAAGGUGUUAUUACGUGCUCCACUAAGGCAGUUAUUUAUCUUAUAACUUGUCCUUGUGGUAAACAUUAUGUGGGUAAAACAAAGCGCGAAUUAAAAGUACGAAUCUCGGAGCAUCGUAGCACCAUUAGGUGCAAAAACUCGACAUACCCAGUCGAUGCCGAUUUCGUCCCUACGUUAUAUCGGCAUCGAACAUGUCACCCUCCCUAGGAGAGGGGGUGACCUCGACAACUUAUUGUUAAAACGAGAGGGUGCCUGGAUCUUUAAUUUAAAGACCCUUGCUCCCUUUGGUCUCAACGUAGACUUUGAUUUGAAGCCAUUCUUGUGAUUAUUGUGAUUUUGCUAUUCAUUGUAAAUGUUUGUGGGCCUAUGUAGCUAUGAUCGUAUGCUAUCCAUGUUUUUUGUAUGUUCUGUUUAUCUGUGAAUUAACCAAUGCUAUUAGGCCACACCCGGCCAUGAUUACAGACACCUGCGUGUGUCCUUUGACACUAUAUAAACUAGUGACACGCAGUGUUUGUCAUUAUACCCUGAUGAAGACAGCUUGUCUGUCGAAACAUUGGUUAUUAGGAUAUUAAAUUAUUGCAUCUGAGCUCCUAGAGUGUGCAGCUUUCCUUUUCUUUUUCAGGCCAAACAAGCUCACAAAAUGGAACCGCCGAGUGCUGAAGCGUGUAAAAAUAAUCUGUCCUUGAUUGCAACACUCACUACAGAGUUCCAAACUGCCUCUGGAAGCAAUGUCAGCAGAAGAACUGUUAGUCGAGAGCUUAAUGAAAGGGGUUUCCAUGGCCGAGCCGCCGCACACAAGCCUAAAAUCACCAUGCGCAAUGCCAAGCGUCGGCUGGAAUGGUGUAAAGCUUGCCGCCAUAGGACUCUGGAGCAGUGGAAACGCGUUCUCUGGAGUGAUGAAUCACGCUUCACCAUCAGGCAGUCCGACGGACUAAUCUGGGUUUGGCGGAUGCCAGGAAUACGCUACCUGCCCGAAUGCAUAGUGCCAGUUGUUAUGUUUGGUGAAGGAGGAAUAAUGGUCUGGGGCUGAUUUUCAUGGUUCGCGCUAGGCCCCUUAGUUCUAGUGAAGGAAAAUCUUAACUAUACAGCAUACAUUCUAGACAAUUCUGUGCUUCCAACUUUGUGGCAACAGUUUGGGGAAGGCCCUUUCCUGUUUCAGCAUGACAAUACCCUUGUGCAAAAAGCGAGGUCCAUUCAGAAAUGGUUUGUUGAGAUUGGUGUGGAAGAACUUGAUUGGCCUGCACAGAGCCCUGACCUCAACCCCAUCGAACACCUUUGGGAUGAAUUGGAGCGCCGACUGCGAGCCAGGCCUAAUUGCCCAACAUCAGUGCCCGACCUCACUAAUGCUUGUGGCUGAUUGGAAGCAAGUCCCAGUAGCAAUGUUCCAACAUCUAGAGGAAAGCCUUCCCAGAAGAGUGGAGGCUGUUAUAGCAGCAAAGGGAAGACCAGCUCCAUGUUGCUGCCCAUGAUUUUGGAAUUAGAUGUUCGACGAGCAGGUUUCCACAUAAUUUUGGUGUAUCAUGUCUAGCUACAUUGUAGCUAAAUUCACCAAAAUCUAAAUUGUAAAAUUAACCCAGAUUUCAAUUUCAUAAGUCAUACAAAAAGUAAUUAACAAACAUGUUAAGUUUGUUUUUCUGAUAAUCUGUCAAGCAUGGCAAGGAAAAAACCUGUUUGCUUUGUAAAAGUUUUUAUUUAGAAGAUGAAAGAACAUGUCCACAACAACGAUGUCCACCUCAGAUGUUACCAAAAUGAUACAACAGAAAAAAAUUGUCCGACAUCAAUAGCUAGGAUUCCAUCUAAUUGGCGACAGAUUUUCAUGUGAAUAUUCUAAAAUCCACAUAAAUAAAAGAUGCAAAUUUUCUCACCAGAGAUGUGUUUCCAUCAAAUUUACUUGUUGCAGAUAAAAGCCUGUGCAUGAUGACAUAGUGCACAUAAAAUGUACUUUAGCGGUUAAAUUCCCAUGUACCUAAUAAAACAUACAAGCUAAGUGCAUUUCCAUCCCAUUUCCAACUCUACUGAUGGUUUUGUAACAAAGAAUGUUGCGUUACAUAGCGAAUGUGCCCUAUCUGGUACUGGCACGUGCGCUCUAGCCAAUGGCUUGCAGAUACAGUGCGGGUAUAGCCUACACAUGAUGAGGUUAUUAUGGACAAAAUAUAAUUUUAAUUUGUCAAACGGCAGUCAAGCAUCGAUCAUCAUGUCACCAGAAUAAGACCCUCGAUAUUUAUCGGAAAGGAGCAUCAAGCUCAUCACCUUGCCUAGCGUACUUUGUUUUGUCGUCAUUUGGAAAGUUUACCGACAAAUUAACUGUUUCCAUCAGGCCUGUCAUGACAUUUUUAUCCAACAUGUACUUUACUCGCAUAAAAAGGUUGGAUGGAACCUGGUUAAUGACACUAAAACAUCUCCAACAGAAUCUAAUCUUGAUUCUUUGGUCAUAAUAAUUUCCAUUAUAUCCAAACACAUGUUCUAGUCUACUGCUCUUCACCAUUGUUCUCUUGAAAUGUACUGUAAUUCUAGCUGUCCUACAGCAGGUUGCAGACCCUCAACAUCUUAGUGCUGCUUGGAGAAGAAGUCUUUGCUCUUCUGGAUGUCGGGCUUGAUGGUGUCACUUCCUGGUUUCCAGCCGGCGGGACAGACUGAGAGGAAACACCAGAGAAGAAGUUGAGUCUCAGGACAGUGCAGUAUGAUAAGCAAAACACACUUAGAACCUGAGCUUUAUAUUUUUACACAUUCUGACGAUAUCUACUAUCAGCCUAACAUUCUCAGCUGUUACAAACAUGGAAUGUUACCUCAAAAGAGAGAGUGGUAAAAGUGACCUAAAUGCUGUUCACAUAGUGCAGGUAUCGUCAACCGGCGGCCCGCGUGCCAAAUUCGGCCUGUGGACAAUUUUCUUUGGCCCCCCAAAGUUUUCUGAGCCCAAAAAAUAUUUUCUUUAAUUAUUUUUGCAUUUUUAGUUUUGGGACAUGAAAGACUAAAAUCAAUAGGAAUUCACCUCAAAAUGAUUUUAAUUUAGGAAUUCUAUUCCUAAGUAUUUCCACUCGUGUACCAAUGUAAUCAAGGUUUGAAAUUAUUAUGUUUUUGUCAAAUACAGUACAAAUACAGUCAAAUACAGCAUCUGUUUGGGCUUGCGUACAAAUGAUUUAUAAUUAUGUUCCGGCCCCCCAACCAUCUGUCCAAGAAAAAAAUAGGCCCGGGGCUGAAUCUAGUUUAUGACCCCUGACAUAGUGUAUGUGUCUGCUGACGGUACAUGGUAAGAUAUGGCACUGCAAAAGGUUAGCCUGAUUCCGUGUAGGAUAAGGAGGCAUUGUCUUUUGGAAAACAAAAAGAAAGCUGGUUAAGUUAUGUACCUUCUCCGUGUUUGUCAGUGAACUGAAAGGCCUGCACCAGACGCAGGGUCUCGUCGAUGGAGCGUCCCACUGGAAGGUCGUUGAUGGUGAUCUGCCUCAAGACGCCCUUGUCGUCAAUAAUGAAUAGGCCCCUGAAAAAACAAACAGGGAAUAAAUUGAGUGAUUUAGUCUUGUGUUAGUCUUGUUGGGCACGUAGUCUUACGUUAGGCACGUUACCCGGGUUUUGACCCAGUCGGUCAUAGAGACACUGAACUUUGACCCUUGAACUUGUCUGUUGUGAACCCACCUGUAGGCGAUGCCCUCAUCCUCCUUCAGCACCCCGUAGUCUGUGGAGAUGGAACGCAGUGUGUCGGCUACCAGAGGGAUCUUCAUGGCACCCAGACCGCCCUGCUUACG
This is a messenger RNA of Coregonus sp. 'balchen', 31311 nucleotides long. The record is from the annotation of a GenBank genome assembly. Lineage: Eukaryota; Metazoa; Chordata; Actinopteri; Salmoniformes; Salmonidae.